AUGGUCAAGCAGGAGUUUUCAGAAGCACUGGUCCACUGCUGGCCAGAGUACCUUGACGGUCCACUCUGGGUAACGAAGGAAGCAGUCGGGGACACAUUAGAAGAGUUGUGGAUCUCUUAUAAUUUGAUCGAGAAACUGAAGGGAAUCAAGUGCAUGAAGAACCUGAAAGUCCUCUACAUGUCCAACAACCUGGUCAAAGAUUGGUCGGAGUUUGUGAGGCUGGGUGAGCUGCCGUGCCUCGUUGAUCUUGUGUUUGUUGGAAACCCUCUGGAGGAGAAGCAUUCAGCUGAGGGCACCUGGAUGGAUGAAGCCUGUAAAAGACUUCCUAAUCUGAAGAAACUAGAUGGAACCCCAGUCAUCAAACAGGAAGAGGAUGAGGGAGAGGGAGAGAGCUGAGAAGCGUGAAUGUCUGAAAAAUUCCAACCUCUUUCCUGAAGAGUCUUCCCUUUUUUAAGUUUUGUAUGGUUUGUCAUGGUGCUUUUCUUUAUAGAGAAUUGAUUUUUAUGACAGACUUUGUUGUAAAUCAACAAGCACAAAAUAAUAAUGCGUACAUUUUGGAGUUGAAAAAAAGUCUUUUAAAUUGACACUAAAGGCCUUGUGGGUUUGGGACCAGGAUAAAGAUUUGAUGAGGUCAAACCAAAUGAGCACAUUUCCCUAAUUCUGUUUACAGCAUUAGGAUUUUUUACUGUCACACUGUGAAGGAUAUUGAAGCUAAUAUGAACGGUUCUGUAUGCCUGAAAAUUGACUGUGGUGGUACAGCACCAUUUGUUGGCUGAAAAUAGGCAAUAACUGUGUUUUUCCUACAAGAACUAAAGCACAGUGUAGCACACAGACCAGUGAGCAGGCACCUUUGUGUGGACCACAUGCUGACAAGGUCGUACUAUUAUCUCCAUACUGCUCGACGUGCUCUUUAGCCAAAUAGAACUUGGCUGUAAAUACCUUAACAUUACCAUUGAGACAGAUCUCAAUACAGAUUAGCUACAUUAUGCUACAUUAUCAUUCUUAGAUAGAAAGCAGUAGUAGCUUUAACACAGGAGGUCACAUUACAAUGCAGCUAUCUUUCUCAUGGGGCGUAAAGGGACCAUCUCUAGAUACAUUGGGGCAAAACUUGUAUGACCAAAAUACGUCCAUAGCUGUUUGUUACUGUGCUGUUUAAGAUCUUUCUGUCAGUAGGUCACUGAGGUAGUAUGUCUAAACUUGAUUAGAAAAAAAAGUAAUAUAAAGGAACAAAAACUUUUCUUUUCAGUUCGGUUUUGGAGCUAAGGUUUCCACGAUGUUCUGGUUCUGAAAGAUGUGAUACGAUGGUAAAUGCAGUUGCAUACCUGCAUUAUACUGUUUCUGUGUAAAUUGAUUUUUCAUGUUUUAAAUUAUUUUUUGGCAUGUUUGAGCUUGUAAUUGCUGGAUGUUUAUGAUUUUAAAUGAUUUUGAUAUUUUGAAUAAAUGCUAUUAUUAUUA
Molecule: messenger RNA, 1455 nt
Organism: Stegastes partitus (bicolor damselfish)
Lineage: Eukaryota; Metazoa; Chordata; Actinopteri; Pomacentridae
Gene: dnal1
Product: dynein, axonemal, light chain 1
Exons: 5
Coding region: 1-396 (131 amino acids)
Biological process (GO): outer dynein arm assembly
Cellular component (GO): cytoplasm
Molecular function (GO): alpha-tubulin binding; dynein heavy chain binding
Source: RefSeq, a predicted model, not a curated record